This is a messenger RNA of Amblyraja radiata (thorny skate), 1765 nucleotides long. Its product is annotated as protein FAM181A. NCBI's taxonomy places the organism in Eukaryota, Metazoa, Chordata, Chondrichthyes, Rajiformes, Rajidae. Bases 662 to 1504 code for a protein of 280 amino acids. The transcript is spliced from 3 exons. The record is from RefSeq and is a predicted model, not a curated record.
GCAGCUGAACUUAUUUUUCAUGUAAAACAAAAAUCCACGGAGGCCUCGCAUAUUAUCCGCACUUCAUGUUUUAGAGCUAAGGGCGACGAAGAGGGAGAAGAGGCAGAGAGACAGGGAGAGAGAGAGUGGGAAAAUUGCACUGAAAAUUAUUGUACUUAUUUCCCUCUCUCUUGCGUUUCCAUAACAACAAUUUGUGAUACAAAAGAAUGUGGAACAAGCGAGCCCAGCGCCUGAUUGGGAUGUAUUGUGUUAAGAAGGAGCCGCUGAUUGGUCUGGAAGUGCCUUAACUACAGGCAGUUUAUAUUCAUUCAGCUAACUCUAGUGGGAAAAUAAGAACGAAAUUUCAAGAUUUGUUCUCUAGCGGGUUCCAAAGGAAUUAUUGCAUUGGGCUCGUCAAAAAACACGAUAGGGAACGUGAGGCAGUUGCACGAGAAAACAAAACAAUAUUCUACCCCUUAGACCAUGGACUGUGAAUAUUGACUGCCCUCGGCUAACAUCUCAAGAUUCAAGAUGAACACAAUCACGUGUGGUUCGACUCUUUAGUGUUUACAGCAGUGUUGAAGGUUUGAACGGACAAACGGGGACGUGUACCAUCCUCCUGUGCCCACUGAUGGCGAACUGGCCCUAAGAGAGGAUACACUGGAAUACGUUUGGGAUUAAUAUGGCAUCAGCGGACAGCGAGGUUAAAACUUUGUUGAACUUCGUCAAUUUGGCUUCGAGUGACAUCAAGGCGGCCUUGGACAAAUCGGCUCCUUGCCGCCGCUCGGUCGACCACAGGAAAUACCUGCAGAAACAGCUGAAGCGUUUUUCGCAGAAAUACUCGCGGAUUCCGCGCUGUCAUCCAAGUCGACUGCUGGAUCCCAGUUCGAAGGGAGGGACGGAGGACAAGACACGAGCGUACAUCCUACAGCAUGCACCUCCCGCUGACCACGACUGUGGCGAAACGUUGUCGGGGACUAUUACGGCGGCUGGGAAACAACUCGGCAGGCAAAACCAGGUGCCCAUGAGGAAGCGGCAGCUCCCUGCGUCGUUCUGGGAGGAGCCGAGGCCGGCCAAAACCCUGCAGCCCUUGAACCUGUUUCAUGUGGAGCAGGUGGAGGCCGCGGCCGACGGUCCUGCCGGCCCGGGAUCCGAAAGCAAGCGAAUGCAAGAAUGCUCUAACCCUCCCAAACUCUCCUCGGCGCUGCCAGCCAUCCCACAGGACUGCGAGAGAGAGCCGGUGAAAUUCCACUUGGCCUCGCUGUCACGCACAAUGAACGUGUGCAGUUGCUGUCCAUUUCAGUACCAUGGCCACCGGGUUUAUCAAGGGCAGCUGUGCUUGCCUCCGUCUGGAUAUCCCGACAUUGGUAUAUGGAGGAAGGGGGGCACUCCAUCCACCGACCUACAGGCGUACUCCAAAGACUCUCCAAGCGGACAGAAAAUUCACAAACCUGUCGUUUUGAAACCCAUUCCCACGAAGCCCACUGUCCCACCCCCCUUGUACAACGUGUACGGAUUUCUUUGAUCGCCUGUAGUUCGAGUGAACUUUCAAACUUCCAGCAGGGACACUGUGAAACUGGCAGUGUUUGAGAGUGCGCUACGUCUGUCCACUUGGCGUGAUCAUUAAGCAAGUAGUUGUCGGGAUAAUAGGCGUGCAAUGGUGCCUUGUACCUGGUCGUGUAGAUACAUUCAAUGCGUCUCUCUCCCGGUAUAUGUCGUGUCUAUGCGCGCGUGUAUGAAUUAGUUUAUGUUGACGGUGUGCGUGUGCGCGUGCACGUGCGCGUGU